AUCGAUAUCUUAGAUUGAGAUGACGAGUGUGUUCACGCAGAGCCGCGUCCUCCAGAGCUUCCGCGCCUUGGGCGUCGUCGCCUCCGACGUGCCGGUCGUGCUCUCGCGCACGGGCUUCAUCACCGUCGCGACCGGCAAGAGCUUCCAGGUCUACGACACGGAGAAGCUGACGCCGGUCGCGGUCUCGUCGCCGCUGCCCAAGAAGAUCCGGGCGCUGCAGACCGUCUUGAAGCACAACCGGACGUUCGCCGCGGUGGGCCGCAACAUCCACGUCUUCAGCCGCAUCACCGAGACGCACGUGCUCUCUGGGCACCAGGCGCCGAUCCUGCAGCUGCUCGCGGUCGGCGACGUUCUCUUCUCGAUCGCCGAAGACAACACGAUGCGCAUCUGGUCGACCACGGACCUCGAGCUGCUCGAGACCAUCACGUUUGAGGCCGCGUUCACGCCCACGUUCCUCUUGCACCCGUCGACGUACCUCAACAAGGUGCUUGUCGGCUCGACGCAGGGCGCGCUGCAGCUCUGGAACGUCCAUACGCUCAAGUGCGUCUUUGCCUUCAAGGGCUGGGGCUCGGAAGUGACGGCCAUGGCGCAGAGUCCGGCCGUCGACGUCGUCGCGAUUGGCCUCGCAGACGGCCGCAUCCUGCUGCACAACCUCAAGUUCGACACGACGCUCAUGACAUUCUCGCAAAGCAAGGAAGGCCGCGUCACGAGCCUCUCGUUCCGCGCCGACGACAAGGCGCCGUGGCUGGCCUCGGGCACGACCUCGGGCUCGGUGCUCCUCUGGAACCUCGAGACGCAGCGCUUGGAGUCGACGAUCCUCGGCGCCCACGAAGCGCCGAUCGCGUCGACCGUCUUCUUCCCCAACGAGCCGCUCUUGCUGACGUCGGCCGGCGACAAUGCGCUCAAGAUUUGGAUUUUCGACGAGCUCGAGGCGCGGGGCCGCCUUCUCAAGUCGCGCUCCGGCCACAAGGCGCCGCCGACCAAGAUCCGGUACUACGGCAACGACGUCGUCCAAAAGACGGACGGUACCGUGUGCCAGAUCCUCUCGGCGGGCCAGGACCGCGCGUUCCGGCUCUUCCACACGGCGCGCGAGCAGCAAAGCACCGAGCUCUCGCAAGGCCCGCUGCACAAGAAGCAGCGCCUCCACAGCUCGGACGAGCGCAAGUUGCCGCCGAUUCUGCAGUUCGCGGCCAUGGAGACGCGCGAGAAGGACUGGAGCAACGUGGUCACGUGCCACGAAUCCGAGGUGCCAGCGUAUGUCUGGACGCUCGAGCGCAAGGCCAUGGGCAAGAAGGUGCUGCAGCAGGUCGAGGGCCAUACGACGCCGGGCUCGAUCGAGCACCAGCGGCGCCUCGACUCCAAGGCGACCGCCGUCGCGAUCAGUUCGUGCGGCAACUUUGCGCUCGUCGGGUCGGUCGGCGGCGCCAUCUUCAAGUACAACUUGCAGUCGGGCGAGAAGCGCGGGUCGUUCCCGACGGCCGCGACGCCCAAGGCCAAGCUCAUCCGCGCGCUGACGAUGCCCGGUGCGUCGUACAAAUCCGCGCCCGACAACUCGAUGGCCGACAAGCACAGCGGGUCGGUCACCGGCGUCGUUGUCGAUGCCCGGAACGUGCUUGUGAUCUCGAGCAGCAUGGACCAUUCGCUCAAGUUUUGGGACUUUUACACGCACGCGUGCAUCGCGAGCAUGGACCUCGGGUCACCGAUCACACACCUCGCGCUGCACAAGGACAACAACUUGAUCGUGGCGGCGUGCGACGACUUUGUCUUGCGCGUCAUCGACAUCACGACGCGCAAGCUCGUCCGUCGUUUCCACGGCCACACGCACUGGAUCACGGACGUAUGCUUCUCGCCGGACGCGCGCUGGCUUCUCUCGUCGUCCUCGGACGGCUCAGUGCGCGUCUGGGACCUCCCGACCGGCAAGUGCAUCGACUUUGUCAAGUUCAAGCACGCCGUCACGAGCGUGACCAUGUCGCCGACGGGCGAGUUCAUCGCGACGACCCACGUCGGCCAGCUCGGGCUCUUCCUCUGGGCCAACCGCGCCUACUUUGAGACCGUCUUUGUCGACUCGGAGCCGUCGUCGCCCGUCCUCAUGGGCAUGCCCGUGCCGCUCAGCGAGGUCGACGUGCCGCUGGAGACGCAGGUCGUGAUUGCCGCCAACGAGGUCCAUGAAGUCGCAGCGGAGGCGCCGGCGUACGUUUCGCCGUUGGAUGCCACAACCAGCUCGUUUGUGCGCCUCUCGACGGCGCCCAAGGCCAUGUGGCAGUCGCUCUUCCAGCUCGAGCUCAUCAAGGCCCGCAACAAGCCCGUGGAAGCGCCCAAGGCGCCCGAGAAGGCACCGUUCUUCCUCCCGACCGUGCGCAAGGACGAUGUGCACCCGACGUUCGAAGCCGUCGAUGCCAAGAAGACCAAGCCGCAAGCCAAGAAGCCGGAAGAGGCCAAGAAGCCGGAAGAGGACGUGGUCAUGGAAGGCUGGGGCGAUGGCGACGACGUGGCGUGGGGCGAUGACGACGACGACGACGAGGUCGCGGCGCCGACGUCUCGCAUCGGCAAGUCGACGGGUCUCACGACGUCGCGCUCCAAGCUCGCGUCGCUCUUGCUGCAGGGCGCGGCGACGGCGCCGCAGCUCGGCGGGAAGGGUCAGUUUGCGCUCGUGGUCGCGUACCUGCAGGGUCUCUCGGCGUCGGGCGUGGACGUGGAGCUGAGCACGCUCUGCAUGGGCGACUUUGACGUCGAGGGCAAGGGCCACCUGAAGCUCUUCCUCGACUGCAUGCUCGAGAUGCUCGAGGGCCGGCAAGAGUUCCAGGUCGUCCAGGUGUACCUCAACCGGUUCCUCAAGGUCCACGAAGACAUUCUGGUGACGGACGCGGACCUCCUUGCGCACGUGGCUGAGGUGCACGCGAUCCAGCAGGAAGGGUGGGAGCACCUCCAGCGCCUCCUCCACAACAACUUGUGCUUGGUACAGUACUUUGCCAAGAUGCAAAUGUAGACCACCUAAUCUAACCCGA
Messenger RNA from Saprolegnia parasitica CBS 223.65, 3005 nucleotides. RefSeq lists its product as hypothetical. The coding region runs from base 20 to 2986 and encodes 988 amino acids. NCBI's taxonomy places the organism in Eukaryota, Oomycota, Saprolegniomycetes, Saprolegniales, Saprolegniaceae. The record is from RefSeq and is a predicted model, not a curated record. Gene Ontology annotation, molecular function: protein binding. The transcript is spliced from 2 exons. Gene Ontology annotation, biological process: rRNA processing. Gene Ontology annotation, cellular component: Pwp2p-containing subcomplex of 90S preribosome; small-subunit processome.